ACAUAGCUAUUCAGACUCUGCGUGUGACUGAGUUACCUACUUCACUAGUGAAAAUAAUAAUGGCGAUGAAUUUUCAAGUCGUGUGAUUUUUUGAUUUUUUGCUGAAGUUAAUAUAUAUUUCGUAUUUGAUGAGGUUUAUCGGUGUCUCCAAUAAAAGUUGUGAAUAGUAUUCAAAAAGUUCAUUUUCUUGUUAACUAGUGAUUAUGGUGUUCUAAUCUACCAAAAUGGCGGAGGUAGACCCAGAGACGUUACUGGAGUGGCUCCUAACAGGCCAGGGUGAUGAGAGGGACAUGCAACUUAUUGCCCUUGAGCAGCUCUGUAUGUUGCUGCUCAUGUCGGAUAAUGUCGAUAGAUGCUUUGAAAGCUGUCCCCCAAGAACAUUUUUGCCUGCUCUCUGCAAGAUAUUUCUAGAUGAAUGUGCUCCAGACAAUGUUUUGGAAGUCACUGCCAGAGCUAUUACAUAUUAUUUGGAUGUUUCAGCUGAAUGCACAAGACGGAUUGUGGCUAUUGAAGGAGCUGUGAAGGCUAUUUGCAGCAGACUACUAACAGUUGAUCCGAACAACCGUACAAGUAAAGAUUUAGCUGAACAAUGUAUAAAGGUUUUAGAGUUGGUGUGCACCCGAGAGGCGGGGGCGGUGUGGGAGGGCGGCGGCCUGCCCGCUGUGCUACACUUCAUCACACAUCAUGGAACUUCUGUACACAAGGACACGUUGCACUCUGCCAUGGCUGUGGUUUCUAGAGUGUGUGGCAAAAUGGAGCCCGGCGACGCCCGCGUGGGCGACGCCGUGUCGUCGCUGUCCGCGCUGCUGCGCCACAGCGACGCGCGCGUGGCGGACGCGGCGCUGCGUUGCUUCGCCUCGCUCGCCGACCGCUUCGCGCGCGCUCACGCCGACCCCGCGCCGCUAGCCGAGCAUGGUUUGAUAGAAGAGUUGGUGCGUCGCUUGGGCAGCACAGAGAGUACGGAAGACAAAUGUCUGUCUCCAUCUGUAUCCACCACCGUUAGUCUACUCUCCACUCUGUGCCGAGGUUCCUCUCAGAUCACACAUGAUUUAGUUCGAUUGGAGUUGUGCUCGGCGAUAGAGACUGCCGUACAAGCAGACGAGAGAUGGUGCCUCGAAUGUAUGCGGCUGGUUGAUCUCCUACUAGUGCUGCUGUGCGAAGGACGACACGCUAUACAAACGGGAUUGAAUCGCAACGGUGGCUCAGCAUCAGGGUCUAGUAGCGGCGGCGCCAGCGGCGAAGGUUCCAGCGGUGGAUCGGCCCGCGGGGACAAAUCCCACCGGCAGCUCAUCGACUGCAUCCGCGGCAAAGACACUGACGCCUUACUAUCAGCUGUAAAUAGUGGAGCGGUUGAUGUGAAUUUCACGGAUGAUGUGGGACAAACUUUGUUGAAUUGGGCCGCAGCGUUUGGCACCAAGGAGAUGGUGGAAUUUUUGUGUGAAAAAGGUGCGGACGUGAAUCGUGGACAACGCAGUUCAUCAUUGCACUAUGCCGCAUGUUUCGGUCGGCCAGCUAUAGCCAAGGUGCUUCUCCGCUACGGCGCCAACGCAGAUCUGAGAGACGAGGACGGCAAGACUCCGCUAGACAAAGCCAGAGAGAGACACGACCAAGGACAUCGAGAAGUGGCAGCCAUUCUUCAGUGUCCCGGCGAAUGGCUGGUGGUCGGCAAUCACGACUCGCCGACUUCCACUAACGAAGACGAUUUCCCCGACACUGGGGAUAAAGAAAUGGCCGCUGUUUAUCUUGAGCGUUUAGUGCCGCUGUUUUGCGCACGCUAUCUCGGCGCCGGCGGCGCUAGUGUGCGCCGCGCAUGUUUGUCACUCGUGCGCAAGAUGGUGCAUUACGCGCCAUCGCGGAUACUGCGCCGGGCGCCGCACUCCACUCCCGCGCUAUUGACUCAGCUGGUCGCUGCCGUGCUUGAUAACGUGGGCGAGACCGGAGUGCGGCGGGCCCCCCCGCGGUACCUGCGCAGCCGCUAUAUCCGCCCUCCAGCGGAUGACGAUGACGGUCAUCUGAUCGUGCUGGGCAUCGCUGAAGAACUGAUGGUGAAGGCAGCUGAGUUAUAUCUAGAGCAGUUUGCGAGACUCGGCGUCUUCAGCAAGGUAGAAGCCUUGGCGUCUGAACCCGCGUCGCAAAUAUCUUCCGAUGGAGAAACCAGUAUAGCGGGAAGCAGCGAAGACGCAACAUGCCUGUCCCACGGCGUGGCCUAUUCCUGGGGGGAGUGGUCUCUGUGUCGCGGUCGGGACGCGUUAUACGUUUGGAGCGACACUGCCGCGCUAGAACUGAGCACCGGAAGUAAUGGCUGGUUCCGUUUCCUGUUGGACGGCAAGCUGGCCACUAUGUACUCCAGCGGCAGCCCCGAACACCAGACAGACAACACAGAAAAUCGCGGAGAAUUUAUCGACAAACUACAGAGAGCAAGAGCUUCAGUGAAAAAUGUAGUGCCACAGCCCAUACUAUCUAAGCCCGGUACGACCCGACUGAUCCUUGGAAAUUGGGCUUUGUCAUCCAAGAAGGAGAAAGAAUUGCAAAUACACAAUACAGACGGGCAGCAACAAACAACAAUAUUGAGGGAAGAUUUGUCAGGAUUUAUAUUCGAAUCAAAUCGUGGGACCAAACAUACAUUUACGGCUGAAACAUUUUUGUGUCCAGAACUAGCUAGCGGUUGGACGAGCCGGCGCCCAGUGGCUUCAGAUAGUGCGACUACAAGCCAAAAUAGAACUCGCUCAUCUGCUAAAGCUGAAGCGCUGAAAGCUCAGGUGAGCGAGCGCGCGCGCGCCCUGUUCUCGCGUCACCUGUCGCACGCGGCCACGCGCCAGCCGCGCCCGCCCGUGGCGCGUCUGCGCGUGCUGCUCGCGCGCAUGCAGCGUCUCGCCACGCAGCCCUCCAAAGACUGGCAAGAGGAGCUACGUGAAUCAUUAGAACAGCUGACAGAGUUGCUGUGCGGCGAUGAAUUGUUGUCCGCUUACGAGCUGCAGUCGUCCGGUCUGGCGCCCUCGCUGCUGCAGGUGCUGUGUGCGCAGCCCAAUGAUACCCCGGGACAAGCGCUGGAGCGCGAGCGCGUGGUCCGCGAGUGGGUGUCGCGUGACGGCGAGGCGGGCGCGGCGCUGGCGCAGCGGCUGGUGGGCGUGCUGGAGAGCGUGGAGCGGCUGCCGGUGCUGGCGCCCGCCGGCGACGCGCCCGUCACACCCGCCGCCUCUCUGCACCAUCUGGCCAAGCGAAUACGGCUCCGCGUGGAGCGAGCAAACGAAGAAGGCAGCGAAGAACUCUCAAACAAUGGUAACAACGCAGGCCGCAACUUGAAAGUAGAAGCGUUGACGACCGUGCGACAGCUGGAGAGAUUUCUAGCCAAGUCUGUGGCGAGACAGUGGUACGAUAUGGACCGAGCGACGUUUAACUUCACACAGAAGAUCAAGGCUGAAGCGCCCAUCAGCUUCAAUUAUGAUCACGAUUUCGACGAAAACGGUCUUAUAUAUUUCAUCGGCACAAACGGCGGUACCUGUGAGUGGGUUAACCCAGGCGCACACAACCUCGUUUGCGUGUGGUCUUCGGACGGCAAGCAGUUACCUUACGGCCGCGUGGAAGAUGUCCUAUCACGGUCGCCGGAGCCCCUCAACGUUCAUACGAAUGAUGACAGACGUGCUUUCAUAGCGAUAGAUCUUGGCGUCCAUAUUGUACCAACAGCUUAUACGCUGCGUCACGCUCGUGGAUAUGGUCGCUCGGCGCUUAGGAAUUGGCUGUUCCAGAUGUCAAUGGACGGCGUAACAUGGAGCACAUUAUUGUCUCACAACGACGAACAAGCCUUACAGGAGCCAGGCAGCACCGCCACUUGGCGGCUGCGGGCCGACACUCCGUACCGCUACCUGCGGAUCCAGCAGAACGGCAAGAACGCCAGUGGACAGAACCACUAUCUGUCCUUGUCUGGCGUCGAGAUUUAUGGCAAGGUGGUGGGAGUAGUGGAAACCGCUCCUAAGCAGUGCGGAGCCACGAACCACGUGAGUGGCGUAGCUGGGGCGGGGACGGGGGCGGGGUCGGGCGGUGGCGGUGGCGGGCGCGCGCGGCGCUGGUCGCGGGGCGCGCGCGGGCUGUGCGCGGGCGCGCGCGUGGUGCGCGGCGCGGACUGGAAGUGGCGCGACCAGGACGGGCCGCAGCCCGCCGUCGGCACUGUCACCUCCGAGCUGCACAACGGAUGGGUCGAUGUCAAGUGGGACCAUGGUGGUCGAAACUCAUACCGUAUGGGCGCGGAGGGAAAAUACGACCUAAAAGUGGUGAGCGGUGUGGGGGUGGUGGGGGGAGUGACGCCGGACUCUGCGAGAACGGGAAGGAAGAGUCAUUCUACUCCUAGUCUGCCUGACGCUACCAGCGUGGAACAACAGAUAUCCGUCGCUUCGACGGAGCAGGCUUCGUCAGCCGACAAUAUCUCCAGUGAGGAGUUGGCCAGUAACAUGACGCGCGUGCGCACGCACGCCGCCGACCUGGCCGCCAUCAACAACUCCACGCACCACAUCAACACAGAUCUUGCCACGAUCGUGGAGUCGCUAACUUUAGGGGCUGAAGGCAACAACUGCAUGUCGGAUUUAGGAAACACGUCAUUUACCAACAUGGAGAUGGGCCCUACAAGUAUCACUGACAUCACGAAGCCGUACCCCGCCAAGGAACCUGUGCCAGAGGCCAACUCACAGGAGGAAAGUUCGGCGCACGAAGGGGACGCGGUGCGAAAUAGCGCGAAUGCUUUGCUCUCCACUGACCUGUUGGGUCUACCGGCUUCGUUGCUUCACACCUUGAGGAACAACGUCAACCGCUUACAUAUACAGUGCGAAGACAGCGAGAGUGGCGAAGCGCAGUUCACAGAGCACAAGAAAGAUGGUCAAUCGGGAACCGGCUCUGGUACGAUGAGUGCCAGCGAACCUGAUCUAACACAACAGGGCGCUGCGAGGUUGUUAGAGUCUUUGGGUGUGGGUAGAACCAACACGGGAAGUGCACAGCGUGGCAACAGUGCGCAGAGGGCCAACCGCACCAACCAUACCAAUAGUCUUUUCCCAAGCCUGGUUCGGCUGGCGCUUUCGAGCAAUUUCCCCGGCGGACUGCUGUCGGCGGCUCAAAGCUACCCAUCAUUAGCUCCGAAUGCUCAGAAUGCUCUCACCUUAUCACUCACUUCCACUUCCAGCGAGAGCGAACAGGUAUCGCUGGAAGAUUUCCUAGAGUCCUGCCGCGCGCCCGCUCUCCUCACAGAGUUGGAGGACGACGACGAUGCCGAAGACGCUCUCGAUAGCGACAAGGAAAACGAACCCACGUACCAGGAAGUGGUGUCCCGCAAUCUCCUGUCACUGAUGGAGGAGGAAGCGCUGGAAGCAGUGCGCGGUGUGAGCGGGGUGAGCGGGUCGCGGUCGCGGCGGCCGUGGGACGACGACUUCGUGCUCAAGAGGCAGUUCUCCGCGCUCAUUCCCGCCUUCGACCCCCGCCCCGGGCGCACCAACCUCAACCAGACUGUCGAUUUGGAUAUACCUCUUAACGAGGAAUCGGACGCGGAAGACCAAGCGGAGCCAGAGCGCGUACCGAGCGAAGGCAGCGCUACAACUCCAGCCGCAAACAGCGGCCGGCUGCCGGCUUUGCGACUGGUGCUGAGCGCGGGCGGCGCUUCUGUAGCGCUGCAGCGGCCGUCGUGGACGUUAUACCGCGCUGUGCUGGCGCUCAACGCUAGGAUGAGGGACUCGCCCAGGGACACCACCUACACGUUAACAUACAAGGAGAUUGAAGGCAUGGAGACGUUUGCGGCCUCUAGUGACAGUGAAGAUGACGAGCCUUCCGACCCAGAGCGCGGCGUGUGUGGCACUGAAGGUCCGGAAGGGUCUCAAGUGACGUGCUGCGUGCGAGUGCUGCGUCGGCUGCGGGCCGCAGCGCCGUCGUUGCCUGCUCUAGCAUUCGUGUCCACCAAGCUGACCAACAAGCUGCAUCAGCAGCUGCAGGAACCGCUCACUCUAGCGGCGGCUGCAACCCCACCCUGGUGUCAACAGCUGAACGAUUGGUGUCCAUUCCUAUUCCCGUUGGAGACUCGUCAGAUGUUCUUCGCUUGUACGGCAUUUGGCACCUCGCGGACAAUAGUGUGGUUACAAGCGCAGCGCGAUCGUGCGCUCGACAGGCAAAGAGCGGGGAAUACAGUGUCGCCUCGCCGCGCAGAGCUCGAGGCGACCGAGUUCCGCAUGGGGCGGCUGCGGCACGAGCGCGUGCGCAUCCCGAGGCAGCCCAACCUAUUGCGGUCCGCUAUGCAGGUGAUGCGAGUUCACGCGGGCAGAAAAUCUGUACUAGAAGUGGAGUUUGCGGGUGAAGAGGGGACGGGCUUGGGGCCGACGCUGGAGUUCUACGCGCUGGUGGCCGGGGAGCUGCAGCGCGCCGACCUCGGCAUGUGGCUCAGCGACUCCGAGCGCUCGCACAGCGACCUGCUGCAGCAUCUCGUGCUGGCUGAAGAAAAGCCCCCGGGCUACUACGUGACGCGAGCGGGAGGUCUAUUCCCGGCGCCGCUGCCACAAGACUCGCCUAUCUGUGAUAAAGUUUGCAAAUAUUUCUGGUUCUUAGGAGUAUUUUUAGCUAAGGUGCUACAAGAUGGCCGCCUCGUAGAUUUACCACUAUCGGAGCCUUUCCUGCGCAUCAUGUGCGGGGAAGAGCUACGACCAGAGCAUUUAGAGGAAAUAGAUCCAAUCCGACAUAGGUUCCUACAAAGUGUUCUCGUUGCUGCGGACGAGUACGACGCAGUGGUUCGCGAUCACAGUCUUUCUCCAGAAGAAGUAUCACAACGCGUUGAUAACAUAACGGUAGAGGGCGCUUCGUUCGCGUCGCUGGCGCUCAACAUGACGUACGUGGCGGCCGACGCCGACCCCGCUGUGUCUAUGCAGCCGCUGUGCGAUGGCGGGGAGCAUAUCGAGGUGAGCGGGCACAACGCGCGCGCGUACGCGGAGCGCAGCAUGCGGUGGGCGGUGCGCGGCGGCGUGCGGCGGCAGACUGCGGCGUUCCGACGCGGCUUCGCGCUCGUGUUCCCGCCGCGCCGGCUGCGCGCCUUCAGCCCCGCCGAGCUGCGGCUGCUGCUGUGCGGCGAGCGCGGGCCCGACUGGACCAGGGACCAUCUGCUGGCCUACACCGAGCCCAAGCUGGGCUACACGCGUGACAGCCCCGGGUUCCUGCGGCUGGUGGAGGUGCUGGUGGAGAUGAGCAUGCGCGAGCGCAAGGCGUUCCUGCAGUUCGCGACCGGCUGCAGCAGCCUGCCGCCCGGCGGCCUCGCCAACCUGCAUCCGCGGCUCACUGUCGUCCGGAAGGUGGACGCGGGCGACGGGUCGUACCCCUCAGUGAACACGUGCGUACAUUACCUGAAGCUGCCGGAGUACUCCUGCAAAGACGUGCUGCGCGAGCGACUGCUGGCCGCCACCAACGAGCGGGGCUUCCAUCUCAACUAGAUAUGUCGCUAACGCCUAACUUUCAUAACGAAAUUUGUUGUGUGAAAGUAGUUUCGUGAUAUUAAUUUCGUCAACAAUCACACGGCAAGUUUUAUUACAUGUACUGAUUUCACAUUGUAAAAUCGAUGGCAGAUUAUUGUUGGCAGAUGGCAGAUGGUUGGAAAUAGAGGCUGCAAAACCGAUAAGAACGACGUUUGAUGCUUGAUCAUGGUUGAUUAUAUGAAUAAACUGUUGUGUGAAUGUUUACAAGUGAAAUUGUUGAAGAACGCUAUGAAAUAAUUUUCAUACUAUAUUAGUAAUGAAAGUUAGGCUUGCUGGUGCCACGUCGCGGUACGGUUAAGUAGUGUUUUGCACGGGGGCUAUCGCGAAGUAUUAGCACGCGAAGCAUUCGUAAAUACGAUUUGCGCAAGUUUCGAUGUAUUAUGCAAUAAAUAACACGAUGUGACGUUUUUAUUGCAUUUUGACCAGUUAAUUAAAUUGCCCAUUUCGUUGCAGCUAUUUUUUAAGCAAAUUUCUAACCCAGGAUUUUAUUUUCUGGUAAUUUCUUUUCUUUUUUUGAUUAUAAGGAAAAAUCGAAAGAUUGCGAAAAAUUUCAGUUAUUCUUUUCUACUCCAGGAUACAUAUUCUUUUUGAAAGUUAUUGUUUGCAUUAGGUACGAAUUAUUUCUUCCAUCAAUUAACCCAUUUGACAUUAGUCAAUGAUAAUACGGUUUUCAUUACAUAUUCCUUUUCAACCAUUAUCAUCAUAUUUUACUAAUGUCUAAAAUGAAUAAAAAAAUUAAGAUGGAAAUUAAUGAAAUGCCUUUUAAUAAAAUUAAAUAUUAAGACAGGUAUUUUUUUUAUUAAUACACCAAUAUAAUGAUAGAUACCUAUUUUUUCAUUCGCUAGUAGGCGCGAAGAGGCUUUCAUUAUUUGGUUUCCGGGGUACCAUUAGAUCUCUUAAUUUCCUUAUCGGUAGUGCAAACAUAAAAUAGGUAAUUUUUAUGUAUUGUUCCACUUUGUGUAGUUUGUAAGUGUCAAAGUUAUAAUAGUAAAUUGCACUGUUACUUACUGUGCAGACGAUUGUUUUAGAAGAAAGAGAUAAUUACUACGAAUUUUACAUAUUAUAUUAUCGAGGUCGUGUUUCUCUGUAUUGACUUGAUCUGUAUUGGCCUGAUUAACUUGAUUUGUUUUUAACAUUAUGAAUUUGAGUUCAUUAAGAAUCAAUUCAUUUAUAUAAAAUUUAAAAAACUGCUACUUAAAAAAAAAUUACAUGAAAACAGUUCAAAAGCAUUUACAAAUUAGUAGCUCUCGUUUCAAAAUAUAUUUGAAUUUGUAUCUAUGUAAAAUGCAAGUCUAUUACAGCAAAGCGGGAGUUAUAUAUCUAGUCAGUAAUAUUUGUGCGGCUUCUUUUUCCUCGAAAAGGUAGCGAAAUAUUGAAAUCACAUGUCUUUUGGCAACAGAACUGAUUUGACAAAAUAUAAAAUAGUGUGCUUUAUGACGUUCGCUUUUGAGCUGUUAUAAUUAUAAUAAAUAACUAUUCAUUUCUUCAUCUUGCAUCGACAUUACAUGUAUAAUUAAAUAUAACAUGAGUGUGGGCAUAUAUUCCUUCAGAUUUUUUUUUACAAACCUGCAAAUGUGAUCAAGAUUUAAAAUUAUAAAAAAAAAAAACAUAUAUUACAAAUACUUAGGUGUGAAACACUUUGUAUGAAAAAAUCGAAAAAUAUUUAGUAUUGCGUUCCUUUAGUUGAAACAUAAUUUGUCAGCUGAAAGUUGACUGUGAUUUACUUUAUAAUAAAAUACGAAUUAAAAUAUAUUUUAGUUUUAAUUUAAAUAUAUUUAAUGUAUUAUUAAUUGAUGAUCUUGUAGUGCUAUUAUACUUGUUGGAGAUUGUAUCAAUAAAAUAAGUGAAAAUGCA
Plodia interpunctella (Indianmeal moth) is the source of this 9341-nucleotide messenger RNA. RefSeq names its product Ubiquitin fusion-degradation 4-like (gene Ufd4). The coding region runs from base 225 to 7445 and encodes 2406 amino acids. The record is from RefSeq and is a predicted model, not a curated record. NCBI's taxonomy places the organism in Eukaryota, Metazoa, Arthropoda, Insecta, Lepidoptera, Pyralidae. Gene Ontology annotation, biological process: protein K63-linked ubiquitination; anatomical structure development; proteasome-mediated ubiquitin-dependent protein catabolic process. Gene Ontology annotation, cellular component: nuclear speck. The transcript is spliced from 46 exons. Gene Ontology annotation, molecular function: metal ion binding; ubiquitin protein ligase activity; protein binding.